Molecule: messenger RNA, 270 nt
Organism: Microthlaspi erraticum
Lineage: Eukaryota; Viridiplantae; Streptophyta; Magnoliopsida; Brassicales; Brassicaceae
Source: the annotation of a GenBank genome assembly
AUGGUGCAUGAUGCAAAGAUACAAGAAUUGGUGGAUCCGGCUGGAUCUUCGUUGACAACGAAGGUUAGAAGUAGCUCGGGGACAUUCUUCCGAACGCCAUAUCUCGUCGCCCUUGAUGACCGAAGCUCUGGCGAUACGUUCGGCUCUCAAUCACGCCCUAGAGAAUGGCUUCUCGCAUAUCCACCUCAAAUCGGACGCUCAGGAUCUAAUCCGAGCUUAGAAAACGCAAGAGCAGAUCAAGGAAAUCUAUGGUCUCCUCUUCGAUAUUAA